This is a messenger RNA of Papaver somniferum (opium poppy), 1548 nucleotides long. Its product is annotated as F-box/kelch-repeat protein At2g44130-like. The coding region runs from base 229 to 1278 and encodes 349 amino acids. The transcript has a single exon. Gene Ontology annotation, biological process: negative regulation of cytokinin-activated signaling pathway; regulation of phenylpropanoid metabolic process. Lineage: Eukaryota; Viridiplantae; Streptophyta; Magnoliopsida; Ranunculales; Papaveraceae. Gene Ontology annotation, molecular function: protein binding. The record is from RefSeq and is a predicted model, not a curated record.
UAGAUAUUUUUCUGGGCACAAAUUAAAGCUCAUAACUUUAUCUGACACGUGUCAGUUAAAUAGUGCAAAAAUAAUUUGUCAUCUAGUUCUUGAGCUCUCUUGACACUCCAUAAGUAUCAAACUAGUUUGCCAAGGCACUUUCAAGAACUUCCUUGUCUGUGAAGCUUAAUUGAUUACACAAGAGAAGAAAAACAUUCAUUCUUAGUUAUAAUUUUUAGAGAGUGUGGUAUGGAGUUGAUUCCAGGUCUACCAGAAGAUAUCGGGUUGGAGUGUCUAACCAGGUUAGAUCACAGAAUACAUGGAGUGGCUUCCCAAGUUUGUCAGAGAUGGAGAAAUCUACUCAAGAGUAGAGAGUUUUAUAUCCAUAGGAAACAAGCAGGGAAAACACACCAUCUAGCUUGUUUGAUUCAGUCAUUACCACCAAUUCCAGCGGCCAACUCAGGAGGAGGAGGAGGAGGAGGAGAAGUAAAACAACCAGGUCCAGGUGGUGCACCGUCGUAUGGAAUCACUAUCUAUGAUUCAGCGAGUGGUGAAUGGGAAAGACUUGACCCGGUACCAAAAUACCCUGAUGGGAUUCCAUUGUUUUCGCAAUUAGUGAGUGUUGAAGGUAAACUUUUACUCAUGGGUGGAUGGAAUCCAACUAGUUGGAAUCCGAUUACCGAUUUAUUUAUUUACGAUUUCACAACCCAGAGAUGGAAACAAGGUAAAGAAUUGCCGUCGAAACGAUCUUUUUUUGCUUCGGCCGUCUUAGAUGGGAAAAUAUUUAUAGCCGGUGGACAUGAUGAGAGCAAAAACGCUUUGAAGACUGCUUGGACAUAUGAUCUGAGAAAUGAUGAAUGGAACGAGUUGGCUCAGCUGAGCGAAGAAAGAGAUGAAUGUGAAGGAAUUGUGAUUGGGAAUGAGUUCUGGGUUGUUAGCGGAUAUGGUACUGAGCAUCAAGGAAGAUUUGAAGCAAGUGCUGAAUGUUACCAAUUGGGUACAGGUGAGUGGAAAGGAGUCGAGGAAGCUUGGACGGUUGGGAAAUGUCCGAGAGCUUGUGUUGGUGUUGGGAAGGAUGGGAAGAGUUUAGUCAACUUUAGUGAGUUGGACUCGCUUGUCGGAGUUGGAACUUGUGCAGUUGAGUUGGGGAAUCGGACAAAUCUUGUUACUGGGGUGACAUACCUGGGUGCACCACAAGGCUUCUUUUUAGUUGAAGGCCAAAAUGGCAAGUUGGUUAAGAUUGAUGUUCCUGAAGAGUUUUCUGGUUUUGUUCAGUCUGGUUGUUCAAUAGAGAUUUGAGUUUUUUUUUUUUUUAAAGAAUAAAUAGUUUAUAAACACUGUAAUUGGGGACAAUUGAGAUCCAUUAUAGCACUUUAAUUGUUGAAUUACAGCUCAAAAAAAUCAUUUGUCCUGCUGCUCUGCUAGCCCAGUAAGAGAUAUUGAAGUUUCUUGUUUUGAAGUUUACAUGUGUGCCUAAAAAUGUACUGCAAAAAACUGUAGAAAUGGUAGCAAAAUUGUUGUAGCUUCGAGUUUUGAUUAACUGCUGCCGUUGUAUGGGUUCUAUUCGUA